Messenger RNA from Penicillium manginii, 1989 nucleotides. Its product is annotated as fungal specific transcription factor domain-containing protein. The record is from RefSeq and is a predicted model, not a curated record. The transcript is spliced from 3 exons. Gene Ontology annotation, molecular function: transcription cis-regulatory region binding; DNA-binding transcription factor activity. Lineage: Eukaryota; Fungi; Ascomycota; Eurotiomycetes; Eurotiales; Aspergillaceae. Gene Ontology annotation, biological process: positive regulation of transcription by RNA polymerase II. Gene Ontology annotation, cellular component: nucleus. Bases 1 to 1989 code for a protein of 662 amino acids.
AUGCAGAAUCGCAGGGAACCCCAGCGGCGAUCUCCAGUUACUGCCACGAGCCCCACUUUACCUCGAACGAAAGGCAAAUCGCGAGCCAGACCCUUAGCUCAUCGCUUGACAUUCAUUGAUAGCCAUCAAGGUGUUCGCAGGCUGAGCGCUGAAAAUGCAGCGAAGCAUCGCCAUGCAAUCUUUACAGAAGCCGAGCGUCGUCAGAUGAGCGAGGAACUGAUUGAUUCUGUAUAUGGACGAGAUACUGACCAGGUCUUAUUAGACUUGGAAAGAUUCGAGUUUAGCACAAAUAACCUUGCGUCGUUCUCUCUGUUCCGCGGACCUUUCGGGGUUUCAAAACUCACUCAUUCGCCGGAGACAGAAACCAUAAGUCCUGAGGAUGAAGAAGAAGAAGAAGAAGAAGAAGAAGAAGAAGAAGAAGAAGAAGAAGAAGCAAUACUUCCGAUUGAAGACUGGCUCAUAGAGUCAAAUUCCUUAUCCACCCCGACAAUAGAGACAGGCUACCCCGGGGUUCUCCAUGAUUUCGAUGAUCUCCUAGACAACGACUCAAUAUCAUGGGGUCUGAUACCAUCAGAAAUCAAAGAGAGUGAACAGUCUUUCCGGUCGCCCCAGCCGCCACUAGAAAUCCUACCCAUAAGUCUCAAUGGAAACACAGAAGCAUGGCCGCUUCUAUCACACUACAGAGACAGGGUUGUUCCUUUGAUAUCGCCAUUCGAGCAUGGCCAAGAGGUCCCGUGGAAAAACCUAGUUGUUCCUUGCGCGGUCAGCACCUUUGGAGAGACGAUCAUUGGCGGCACUACCUCUCAUGCACGCCUCGCGCUAUUAAAUGCUCUUCUGAGCGCUAGCUCAUUUCAUUUGGGUCAACAUUCAGCAACGUGUAUUGAUCAUUGGACCGAAACAGGGGAUUCCUACUUGAAGCUUGCUCAGCAUCAUUUGAUUCAAUGUGUCGAGGAAGCGAAUAUGUCUCCACCAAGACAGAGCAAGUACAAGGAAGUCUUGAUGGCAUUAUUAAGCCUUUCUACGGCUUACAUGAUAAAGGGCGACUCGGAGAAGCGCUUGUCAUGCUUGAUUCAAGCAGAAAGAUUCAUCAGUGUCAAUGGAUUCACACAGACUACCGUCUCCUCUAAACGGAGAGCCCUGCACCACUGUUAUGCAUAUAUGCGCAUAAUGGCUGAAACAACAAGUAUUGACAGUUUAUGUGCAAACAUGGCCAGCACUAACAUAUCAGACGAAGACUCAUCCCAAGCAGCGUUUCGAAUCUACCCUGGCGUCACGUUCUCAGGCGACAUCAUGGCGAUGGAAAAGGACCCCAAUGUGGCACAGCGUGAUUUGCAUCUAGCAAUCCCAGGUAGCUGGAGCUUGACUCUUUUUCCUGAGAUGUAUGGGGUUACCGAGAGCUUUUUGAUGCUUCUCUCACAGGUGAUACGUCUUGCCAAUGAAAGAGAUCUAUCUAUGACCGAGGAUAGAACAGGGGGAUUGGAUCUGAAAGAAUUUUGGAUUCGAGCAAAAGUGUUGGAGAAGGGCAUACAUCUUCUUGUCUCGUCAUGUCCAACAGGCAAGGUACUAGUCGACAGUUUGAGGGGCGAGAGUCAAUUUGAAAGCGCGCGGGCACAGGCAAUGUACACUGCCCUGCUUGUCUACUUCCAUCGCCGCAUAUAUGAUCUCGAUGCCGCUCUUUUACAAAGAGAAGUCGAUGCGGUAGAGGAUUCCUUGAUAAGAGCUCAAGAGGCAGCGGAUCGCCAUUAUGGAAGCACAGCUACUUUGAUAUGGCCUGCGUUUAUUGCCGCUUGUGAAGCUGUUCGCCCAGAGUCAGAGUUGUUCUUUUCCUCGUGGUUUGAUUCCUGUUACGCAGCAACUGGGCUCAGGGAUGUGUCGCUCGCAAAGCAAGUUUUUGAAAUUAUAUGGACUAAGAGAAGAGAGAAUGGUCCUGACGGGUGCAGCUGGCCAGAAAUUUUGCGAACCAACAAGAUACGGCUGAUGUUUAUAUGA